CUUCGCAUCCAGUCUCCAAAGCAUCUUAUUGAGGAACUGAAGGGUGCAGGCGCCUUCGAGGAACAAGCAGGAGAGACGAUAAUCGGCUCUACAGCGUCCUUCGGGACUCCUGCGUACGGAACUGUCCUCCGAGGAAAGGCCUUCUACGUGCCCGACCCCGCAACCGAGCGUGUGGAUAGCGGCAGCCACUGUACACCCGCGUACUGCGAGAAAAUAAAGAAUGACGUUGACCAGUGGAAGAAGUCCGAGGCGACAGGAGGACCGAGCAAGGUGAUCUUCUUCCUUGACCGCGGCAUCUGCACCUUUGCGGCGAAGGUCCGCAUCGCCCAGAGCUGCGGGGCGGACGCCGCGGUAGUGGUGGACCGAGGCGUGUCGGGCUGGAGCCGGUCUUAUAUUCGGUUCAACGUGAUCAUGAGCGACGACGGCACUGGGCAGGACAUCACCAUUCCAAGCGUCCUCAUCUCCCGCACGGAUGGUCAGCUGAUUCUGGACGCCGUCUUGGGCGGCGGCGCGGUCGAGCCUGUUCUCGUCGAAAUGGAAUGGAACAUCCCCAACCGAUGGCCAGUCGCCGUAGACUUCUGGACAGAUCCAGGCGAACGACAAAGCAGCGCCUUUUUGCAGCAGAUCGCGCCGCAUAUGUUGGACCUCGGCCCCCACGUUCGGUUCAAGACGCUCUACUCGAUUUUUGAAGUCGAAGGCGGCAGUGGAGAGAUGUGCCUCACGAAGGGGAUCUACAAGCAGUUUCCGCAAGCGUACUGCGCAUUCGAUCCUGCGGCCCAGUCAUUGGCGCACACAGGCAGCGAGGUCGUGGAAGAAGCGCUGAGGGAGGCGUGCCUGUACCAAACGACAGCCACGUCGUCCAAAGAUUUGCCCGACUCGGAGUUUUCCAAGGAAUUCUGGCAGUACCACAAGCUGAUGGCGGAUCCUCAGAAAGGCUGCUUUUUCAACGCAGAAGGGCGAAACGAAUGGAGCGAGACGUGCUCGAUGCGCCUGAUGAGCGAGAUUCUGUCCUCGGGCCAAAUGAAAAUUCUGAAAGAGUGCAUCGAGGGCCCUCAAGGCCGCCAGCUGCUCGAUGUCUCAAAAUCCAAUCGGACGUGGGGCCCUAUCGCGCUUCGCAUCAACGGCGCAAGGUUCAGCGGCAACCUGGACGUCGAAACAGCGAUGCGCGUGAUUUGCGCCUCAACGAAGGAUCCCUCCACUGACCGCUACCGAGCGCCAGAGUGCGACAGACUGAUGAUAGAAGUGCACAAAGAGGAGGCGCCUUGGCUCCGAGACGCGCCUGACUGGCAGAAUUUUUUCUUAGUUCUGCUCUUUCUGGGAAUCAUCGCUGCAUGCGCGGUCGCGCUUUACUACCGGAUUGCAAAGCAGCGGCUGCUGCAAGAAGUCCGGCAGGAAGUCAGUGCGGAGAUUCAGCAACAGAUCCAGCAAUAUUACGAAAUGAACGAGGAGCGGGCGCCGCCGGCCAGAUCCGGCCUCGAGAGACAGCCGCUCGUCCCCUAG
Molecule: messenger RNA, 1500 nt
Organism: Neospora caninum
Lineage: Eukaryota; Apicomplexa; Conoidasida; Eucoccidiorida; Sarcocystidae
Exons: 8
Source: RefSeq, a predicted model, not a curated record